UGACAUUAGCGUUUUACUGCGUAGCAGCGGACAGCAGCAGCUGCAUCAGCAGCUGAUAGCCUUGAUAACGACAACAAACUAUGAUGAUUAUGUGAUAACGACGUGAAGAAAAUAAAAAACAGUCGCAGUAGUAAUAAUAAUAAUAACAGUAAUAUAAUAUUUAUUGCCAUUGUCGCUUAAAAAUUUCGCAAUGGAAUUGAAAAUAUAUUAUUUUCGUUCAAAAACAUGAAAUGUUUCUACACACAAAUCGCUGAUUCUCGUUGUGACUUUUUUUUCUGCCAUCAUCUCAGUGUUGCAACGGCCUGUAAUUGCUUUUUUUUACUUUAAGCUUUUGACGUUUUUUCUCGGACUGUGUGACCAUGUAUAUUAUUGUCAUCACACCUGAGUAAUUUGACUUGCUUUGAAAUGACAAUAUUGACGCUUAACCUCUGGACCAUUGAACCACUAAACCGUGUUUGACCCGAUCUCAAAGAUUUCAAAAAUGUCAGCAGACUCUCCAUGUAAAGCGUCCAAAAACCUGAUCGGCAAGAUAGUGCUGCCCGGCCCCAUUGUUGAUCGAUCUAUCAUCGACAGUGUUGCUGGGUUCAUUAAUGACGUCGUCCCUCAUGGAUAUUCUAACAUUUUAAAUGUAGACAGUAGAGAAAAAAUUCUGUGGACGCAAUUUGAAACACUAGAAGCUAAUGAAUUCCCUUCAAACUUUGAGAAUGAUGAAUCGCUCAUGUCUGGUGUAUCACCAAUACUUCUUAUUUUGGGUUAUGGAUUUGGUGUUCAAGUAUGGUUUAUUGGUGCCAACGGUGAAGCAUAUGAAGUUUUAUCUUGGUCUCAAGGAGUAGUCAAGAUUUUAAAAUUCAUACCUUCACCAUUGCCGGAAUUGAAAUUUCGACAAGACCCAUUUGCUCAUAAAAGGCCAUUAAUUGCACUGUGUGAUAACUCUGGCGCUGGACCACAGUUUUGUUCUGUCAGUUUUAUAUCAUUGACAUGUGGAGAUGUGGUAAAAACAAUUAAAUUUAAAAAUACUGUAGUUGAUAUUGCUGUAAAUAGGUUUGCUAUAGCAGUAGUAUUUGUAGAACGAAUUGCAGUGUUUGAUGCCCUCACUGUGGAAGACAUAACUACAAUUACUACGUGUUAUCCUAGUCCUGGAAUUAAAUUAAACCCAAUCGCAUUGGGAACAAGGUGGUUGGCGUAUUCAGAUCAAAAGUUGAUCUCUUGGAACCGAUCUACGGGUGGAUAUGAGGGCGAGAAUGGUCAUUCAUAUACAGCUACGGUUUUACACGCAGCAAAAUCAUUAAGCCAAAGUUUGAGAGAUUUAAGUGGCUCUGUAGCAAAUAGUAUUACAGGCGUGCACAAUUCAAAUUCAACUCAUAACAUAUCAGUUGCAAAUGACUCUAAUCAAAUGAAUCCAGGAAUAAUUACCAUAAUUGAUAUCAAAAAUAAAGUGUUAAAGGAAAAUACCCCACAAGGUCCUGAUAUUAUUGCUCAUUUUUCAGCACACUGUGAGGCUAUUGUGGCCUUAAAUUUUGACCAGUCUGGUCUCAUGUUAGUGACUGCUGAUAAAAACGGUCAUAGAUUUAACGUUUUCAAAAUACAUCCUAGUAUAUUAGGUUCUUCAUUUGCAGCUGUUCAUCAUUUGUAUACGUUACAUAGAGGUGACACAACAGCUAAAAUUCAAGAUAUUCAAUUCUCAAGUGAUUCAAGAUGGGUGGCUGUAAGUUCACUUAGGGGAACAACUCAUAUAUUCCCAAUUACACCUUAUGGAGGACCUAUUGGUCUACGUACCCAUUCAACACCCCACAUUGUAAAUAAAUUAUCAAGGUUUCAUCGCAGUGCUGGUUUAGUGACUGAUGGUCGAAACAGUCCUGUUAUGACUGAAUCAUUACAGAGUUCUCAAAUUGUGUUGCCAUACUCUAAUCCUUGUGUGGCACCUGUACCACAUUCAAUUAUUGUACAUUCAUUGUGCCAAAUCCGAUCACAAAGUAAUAAAUUAAAACCUGACGAAACUGGGAUAACAACAUAUAUUAGACUGUCUACCUGUUUUUCUCAUGGUCGUGUAUUGGAUACAGCUAUGAUUAGAGAAAUGUCUAACAUAACUUAUAAUCCCAAGAAAAAUAUUGCAGAUUCUCUAUAUGUGAUGACUAGCAAUGGCAUUCUUACACAAUAUGAUAUGUAUCCUAUGCAUUCAAAUGCAAUAUCCAAAGAAAAAAUAUUUGAUGAUACGAUGAUAGAACUAAACAUUGAACCAAAAACCGAGUGGAAUCUGUACAAACCACCUCUUCAUGCAUCUACUGUUAACCCCCCAUUAAAUCGGGGUAAUCCGUUGUUAGACCUUUAUAUAAAUUUUCCAGUCACAAACCUGUCAAAUAUUUCUGAAAAGAAUUCUUUAGAAAGCAUUGAUGAACGUUGGCUAUCUCAAGUGGAAAUAAGUACACAUGCAGGCCCACAUCGACGCCUUUGGAUGGGACCACAAUUUGUAUUUAAAACUUGUAGUUCUUCAUUAGGGAGAUCAGAAUCUGAUACUCAAUUGAGUGAAAUUGAAAAUGUAUCAUUGUUAUUAAAAUCAAAUCCUGUAAGUGUUCCACAAAAUAAUAUCAACAGACAGAGCACUCCUGUGUUCAUUGAAUGCGGUUCAAAUAGUAGUUUUGAUUAUUCACCAAAAUUUUUAGACUUAAAUCAAGGCGACUCAUCUGAUGUAUCAUCUGAUCAAGGUGAAAUUAAAAUAUUGGAAGAUUUGGCAGAAGCCAUGAAUGAAAAUCUUCAAAUUAAUAAAUCAGGACUCUUCACUCUUCAAAAUAAGACUUUCAAAGAAAGGAAAUCAUGAUAUAUGUAGUCAAUCCAGAAUUGAUUUCACUAAUUCAAAUAACAUUCAGAACCUGAGGUAAUCGAUGAGAGUGACCAAAUUCUAACUCAAAUAAUAUCUACAAAAAAAUGUAAAAAAGCUAAGAAGAAAAAAAACAAGUAAUAGCUUAACCCAUUCUAUUUUUAUUAAUUUAUAUAUAACAUUUUGAAUUUAAUCAAGUUACCAAUGUUUAAGUCUAAAUCAUUUCAUUUUAAAUGAGAACUAUAUUUUGUGUCCUUUUAUUCUUAUAAUUUAAGUCAGUCAUUACUAUUCAUUGUAUAUAUAAUAAUUAUUAUUAUUAGGUUUUCAUCAUACUUAUUAUUUUAAGUUUACUUAAUCUCUUAUUUAAUUUUUGUUAAAAUGUGUUUAUUUUAUGUGUACUGAAUUGUCAAGUAUUUUGAUCAAAAAUAAAUAUAAAUAUAAUAAGAA
Messenger RNA from Metopolophium dirhodum (rose-grain aphid), 3262 nucleotides. It is a transcript of the gene rudhira, whose product is annotated as breast carcinoma-amplified sequence 3 homolog. Gene Ontology annotation, molecular function: protein binding. The transcript is spliced from 14 exons. Gene Ontology annotation, biological process: autophagy; response to starvation. The coding region runs from base 482 to 2815 and encodes 777 amino acids. Gene Ontology annotation, cellular component: cytoplasm. Lineage: Eukaryota; Metazoa; Arthropoda; Insecta; Hemiptera; Aphididae. The record is from RefSeq and is a predicted model, not a curated record.